UACGAAGCCGCCCCAAAAAGCUUUGUUUUCCUCUGCAGUAGUACAGACUCUUUAAAUUAUUAAAGGAUAAUAACGCCACCCCUUUUCACCAGAUACUUGACUCUUCCAACAAUGGAGGCUAAGGCUUUCAGCUUGCUCAAGUACUGGCGCGGCGGUCGUGGACGCAGCCUCUCUUCAGGAGACGGCGAAUUUGCUGCUACUUCCACCGUCGGUAGAAAGACUGUUGAUAGUUCCGCUCGUCAGCAUUUCGCUGACUCGGACUCCGGCUCUGACGCAGAGGACGAUGGUCCCUUCUUUGACCUGCAAUUCACCGCCGUUACGGAGGAUGAAGACGACGGUGAAAAUGAGGAUAUGUAUGGUGAUGUUCAGUUUUCCGAGACAGACGGAAGAUGCAACUCCGGUGAACCAGACAGCGAGAGAGAAGGUGAGCUGAAGCUGGCCUUCUCACCAUCCUCUGCCUCCAACGUUGACGGCGGAAACAUUUCACCCUCUCCGCCGGACGGUAUCGUAACGGCCUCGGAAGUGAAUUCGAAAUUUCCGGUGUCUCUGUUGAAAUCAGCCACCAAAUUGAGAGUCCUAAUGCUGAAAUUGAAUAGGCCGAAACAGAAGGAUGAGAAAUUAGAGCGAAAUCCAAGGCAGAAAACUCAAAUUCGAGGAGAGAGGAUGUUUUUCAGGGUGAAAUUGAAGGUUGAAGAAGUGAAGAUUAGGUCAUUGUUUAAGCGAGACACCAGUACAAAUUCGAACGCCGAUGAAUCAAGCUCAGGAUCAUCAGAGGAGAGAAAAUCUUCAAAAGAAACGAUUCGCAAAUACUUGAAAUUGGUAAGGAGUUCGGGGAGCUUGAGCUUUUCCGGAGGUGCAACUACGGCAGGUGCAUGUCAUUUGCCGCCGCAGUCUACGGCGGAAAUUCUGGAAACAGAGCCGACGGAGUGUUCUGAGAAGGCGGCAGUGCUGAGAAACGCCAGGAGACAGAAGCGAGUGGCACCGCAAGCCCUGGUGAAAAGCCGAUCGGCGUCUUCGGCGGUGGCCGCUGCGCCGGUGUCAUCUAAGCGGCUUGACGACUCGUUGAAAGAGCAAAACGAUGGUAUUCAGGGCGCCAUUUUACAUUGCAAGAGAUCUUUGAACGCUUAAAUCUUAAUUAACAAGUAAAGAAUUCUUCUAAGGAAUAAUACUCCGUAAUCGUUAUCUCUAAUCCGGUUGAACUUGAGUUCACUGGGACGGUUAAUCGGCAUUUACAGGGAUGUCUUGCUCAGGAAGGUGUUACAUGUUGUAGUUGUUCGAUCUAAACUCAGUAAUAUUCCUCAAUGGCACACUCUAUCAAUGGAUUGACUCAAGUACACCACUUGGCAAUGUAUGUAAAUUGAUUAUAGGAGUAUUGUUUGGGUGUAUGUAAAUGUUUGUUACUCCCUCCGUCCCAUAUUUAUCUCUUGAAGUACAAAU
Molecule: messenger RNA, 1437 nt
Organism: Cuscuta europaea
Lineage: Eukaryota; Viridiplantae; Streptophyta; Magnoliopsida; Solanales; Convolvulaceae
Source: the annotation of a GenBank genome assembly